AUGUUGUUCCCUGACAGUGUGGCUGGCUCCGCCUCCUGCAGUGACCUAAUUUUGGCUGCGCCCACCACCCUGGGUCAGAAUUCCAGUGGUAUCCACAGAAUACAGGCACAACAGAGUACUGGCAUUGAAUACGUGGAGAAAUAUCGGCAGCUUGAGGCAGAAGAACUUGGUGCAUCUGGCAACAGUUGGCCUCCAUGUGAAUCAGCUCCACUUCAGCCAUCCCCAAAUGGAUCGGACAUUGUGGCUUGCAAACCAGUUGACAAUUACACAUACCCUAAUUUGCCUAUUUCAAGGUACAAAGAAGAGAUAAUUUCCUUGAUUGAAAACAACUCGGUAGUCAUUGUGCGCGGAUCUACUGGUAGUGGCAAAAGCACUCAGCUUCCUCAGUAUGUCUUGGAUCGCAGUAUGCAACGCUCUGUCUACUGCAAUAUUGCAGUUACGCAGCCCAGGAAAAUUGGUGCCAGCAGUAUUGCGAGGUGGAUCAGCAAGCAGCGGUCAUGGCCUCUGGGGGAGCUAGUCGGAUAUCAGGUUGGUUUAGAAAGAGUGGCAUCAAAUUAUACAAGAUUGACUUACGUGACGACUGGAGUUCUUCUUCAGAAAAUAGUUGGAGCCACAAGCCUUUCAGAAUUCACACAUGUCUUCAUAGAUGAAGUGCAUGAGCGCACAGAGGAGAUGGAUUUCUUGCUGUUAGUGGUUCGGAAGCUGUUGCACACCAAUUCGCGAUUUGUGAAGGUGAUUCUCAUGUCUGCAACCAUUAAUUGCCAAGAAUUUGCCAACUACUUUGCAGUUCCAGUUCGUGACAAGCUAUGUCCUGCCUACGUGUUUGAAGUGGAAGGCAAGCCCCAUGCGAUUGAGGAUUACUACCUUGACGACUUGAAGGCGAUUUUCGGUCACAUCAGGAUUCCCCAGAUGGUUGUGGAAGAACCACUGAUAUCCAAAGAGAUGUACCAAGCUGCAGUCAGUCUGAUCCAGUGGUUUGAUGAGCUGGAAAUGAGGGAGAGCGGGAUGGAAAAGCAGUCUUUUGAUCUUCUGUCGCAGCGAGGCAGCGUGUUGGUGUUCUUGCCGGGUCUGGCAGAAAUCAACUACAUGCACGAACUGCUUACAAAUAUGGUCCAUAGAAGGUGGGUUGGAAUCUGCUUUAGGCUUGGUGUAGAAUCCAAAGGAGAAGCCGCCCUGACCCAGUAG
Molecule: messenger RNA, 1185 nt
Organism: Sphaerodactylus townsendi
Lineage: Eukaryota; Metazoa; Chordata; Lepidosauria; Squamata; Sphaerodactylidae
Product: ATP-dependent RNA helicase TDRD9-like
Exons: 10
Coding region: 1-1185 (394 amino acids)
Cellular component (GO): intracellular anatomical structure
Molecular function (GO): ATP binding; RNA binding
Source: RefSeq, a predicted model, not a curated record